Messenger RNA from Ricinus communis (castor bean), 1471 nucleotides. RefSeq lists its product as uncharacterized. Lineage: Eukaryota; Viridiplantae; Streptophyta; Magnoliopsida; Malpighiales; Euphorbiaceae. The transcript is spliced from 7 exons. The record is from RefSeq and is a predicted model, not a curated record. Bases 131 to 1249 code for a protein of 372 amino acids.
UUCAAGAAAGUGCGAAUCCUGCAACUUGGCUAGAAAAAGAGAAUAGCAAAUCCUGUAUAUAGAUGAAGAUAAUAAAAAGGAUAUGGCACUCUUUUUAUCUUCGAGGUUAUAACAAAGAGGUUUGGUUUCUAUGGGGAGCUCUAACAUGGAAAGAACAAAGUUGGAGAUGUUUGAGGUUGGACCUGUUAAGGAUGCCUAUCAGAUGGGUUUCUUGAUUGGGCAGAGGUUCUCUAAGGAGAUAAGAAGCAGGUUGUCCACAGACCUCAUUCUUCAAAAUCAACUCCUUCCUUUUGCUCAAAAAUCAGAGUCACAAUCAUUGAUUAAUGCCCUUAUCGACAACAACAGAGAGAAAUUUCCUAGAUACUGGGAUGAGCUAUUGGGGACUGCAGAUGGAAGUGGAGUGUCUAUUCUUGAUGUCAUAUUAAUCAACUUCAGGAAAGAGAUUCUACCAUUUCUUCCAAAGACAGAAACUUUUAUGAAGGCUGAAACUUCAGAUGACUGUUCCGAUGUUCUUGUUGUUAGUGAUAAACUUGCCAUUGCAGCACAUAAUGAGGAUGCAAAUGUUGUUCUAGUCGGGCACACCUACCUAAUCAAGGCAAUUUUGUCAAAUGGGCAAUACUUCAUUGGUUAUACUUAUGCAGGAGAGCUUCCAAGCUGUGCUUUUGGGUUCAAUACUCAAGGACUGGCAUUUACGCUGAAUUCAGUACCCCCAACUGAAGGAGAGAUCAUGGCCGGAGGAAUUGGACGCAACUUUGUCUCGAGGGACCUACUUGAAGCCACAAGCAUUGAUGAUGCACUGGAUAGAAUAUAUUCAUCAGAAGUAUCUGUAGGGCACAGUUACAAUCUUAUUGACAUAAGGACAAGGAGGAUUUUGAAUGUCGAAACUGCAUCAAGGAAUCGAGUUUCAGUUCGUGAAGUUGGUGUAACACCAUUCUUCCAUGCAAACAUGUACCUCCACCUUCAAGUUGAGCAGCUUGUUGCAAAGGUACAAGAUGACAACUCAACUAGCAGGCAAGAAAGAGCAACUGUGCUGCCAAAAGGAUCAGCAGAUGAUUUCCUGUCUCUUCUUGGUGACAUGGAUGACAAAAAAUACCCUAUUUACAUGACAGGUCCAACACUAUAUACUCUCUGCACAGCAUUGAUAGAUCUGGAUGACCAAACACUAUCAAUUAUUGAGGGAAAUCCACAGAAAGGAGAGGCUUCCUAUGUUUUCUCGAUGUCCACAAGAGAAUGGAAGAUAUCACCAUAAGAGCCGGCUGCACCCACUACAUUGGCUGUCAUUGAAAUUGAUUUGUAUCUCGAGCACUUAUGCAGGCUCGUAGAGGCCUAGUACAUGGCCAUCUGUGCAUCGCAUGGCUGCAACCUGAUAGAAACAAUUUGCAUGACAUCUUUGGACGCUUUGUAAUGAGUCUAAGUAAGAUCUUUGUACAUGUCAGGAUCAUAAGGAAAUUACCUUUCCAUGGAUUUCAUA